AUGCACUUCAUAAAAUCGAUGGUCUUGGCUUCACUAGCCGCAGCAACGAGUGCACAAGUGACAGCUUCUAAGAUCACACAAGGCCUCAGCGACAUCAAUGCCAAGUCGUCAGAAGCUGCUACCAUCGCCGAUAACGUUUCGCCAACAAAUGUCUUUAGCGAAGCACCAAAACUGGUCAACAGCAUGAAAGAGCUUAUCGAUCUUGAGACCACUCAAGUCGCUGCUCUUCAAAACAGGAAACGCGCCCUCAAGAUCCGUCAGACCGUGCCCGACGUCCCGGAAGAGUGCUUGAAUCUCCCUGAGCCAGAGCUCCAAGAAUGCAUCGAUGACUUGGUGCCCAGCUCCUCGUCCACAACUCUGCAAGCACGUCAAGCAUCUUCUGCGUUCUCAACUGCCGACCAACAAGAAGUGUGCGAAGCUUUUGACGUCUAUGCUGCGGAUUCGACCAAGAUGCUGGAGAGUUUGAAUGCGCAGGCAAAGUUCCUUCGUCAAAGCACGCCUUUUGCGCCGCCCAUUGCGGCCGCUCUACGAUUGAUUGAGAAUAGCUCGGAUGCUUUGGCGUUUAGUAUCGUCGAAAGGAUUCCAGAUUGUGCAGAAGGCGUCAAGGCCAGCCAGGAUAAAUAUGCGAGAUUUUUGAAGACGGUGCUUGCGGCCUAUGAGUAA
Cercospora beticola is the source of this 663-nucleotide messenger RNA. RefSeq lists its product as uncharacterized. NCBI's taxonomy places the organism in Eukaryota, Fungi, Ascomycota, Dothideomycetes, Mycosphaerellales, Mycosphaerellaceae. The record is from RefSeq and is a predicted model, not a curated record.